GCGCGGGACGGCGUCGGGCGUGCAUCGAACUGCAGCUCCGUGACAUAUGUUUGUCGAGCCGACAAUGGCAGCGAUGACGAUUCAUCGUCCCUCUAUAUAAACACCUCUGCCUACCUCCCACUCUUGGAGUACCAUUGUACAUCCAAUCUACCUCUGCACCUGAAAGCGACAGCCUACAACCGCACCACCAAACCCAUCCUCCACCAUGGCCACCAUCUUCGCCCGUCGACCGCUGCUAACAACAGCAACAACCCUCUCCGUCGCCGCCUCAGCCUACUACAUCACCCGCCCCCGGCCCCUCCUCCUCGACUCCGCCUCCAAUGCAGCAACCCCCACCCUCUCCUUCCCCAAAACCAUGCUCUUCUCCAAACAACUCACCCUCACAAGCGUCGAGCAAAUCAACCACGACACCAAAAAGCUCACCUUCGCACUGCCAGGCGGACAGAAAGAAGUCAGCGGCGUCACCCCCGGCGGCGCAAUCCUCACCCAACACACCCCCUCAGGAGCCUGGUUCCCCGUCUUCCGCCCUUACACUCCCAUCCACGAUCUCGAUGAGCGCGGCGUGCUGCAGCUGCUGGUGAAGAAAUACCCCAAUGGCAAAGCCUCGUCCCACAUCCACUCGCUCGCUCCAGGCGAUCAGUUGACCGUGCGCGGUCCAAUACCAGGCAAUGCGUGGACGACCCCGGCGCAGCAAAAAGACGUCCUCCUCAUCGCUGGCGGAGCAGGCAUCACGCCCAUCUACAGCCUAACAAAAGGCAUCCUCUCCAACCCCGCCGACAAAACGCGCAUCCAGCUCCUCUGGGGCGUCAACGGGCCCCGAGAUAUCGUGCUGCAAACCGAACUCGACGCGCUGGAGAAGCAGUACCCCGGGCGAUUGGAAGUGACGUACGCCGUUUCUGGACCUGAUGCGGAGAGCGUGGUGGAUGGCGGCAAGUUCCGCAAGGGGUAUGUGGAUCAGUCGCUGCUGGCGGAGGCGAUGGAGAAGUGUCGGCGCGGAGGGGCGUUUGGGGAUGAGAAGGGGAAGAAAGUGUUUCUAUGUGGGCCGCCGAAGAUGGAGGAUGCGCUGGUGGGAAAGCAGGGGGUGUUGCAGGCUUUGGGGCUGCAGAAGAAGGAAAUCCAUCGCUUUUAGUCAGAGGGGACACGGGAUGGGAUGUGAUUAAUUAGCGAGGCGCCGAGGCUGGAGUGCUCCAUGUACAGAUUU
Molecule: messenger RNA, 1201 nt
Organism: Neohortaea acidophila
Lineage: Eukaryota; Fungi; Ascomycota; Dothideomycetes; Mycosphaerellales; Teratosphaeriaceae
Product: cytochrome-b5 reductase
Exons: 1
Coding region: 206-1129 (307 amino acids)
Biological process (GO): ergosterol biosynthetic process
Molecular function (GO): cytochrome-b5 reductase activity, acting on NAD(P)H
Source: RefSeq, a predicted model, not a curated record